UGUCUCACUUCUCAUUCAUCAACCACUCUGCAUUCCCCCUGUUCUCUUCAAUUCCCCUGCUCGUCCCUCUGAAAUUGAAAAUAAACUCUUCCAUGGCAACCAGAAAAGUCAAAGCCAUAGGCAUUGACUUGGGAACCACCUAUAGCUGCGUGGCAGUGUGGCAACACAACCGUGUCGAGGUGAUUCCCAACGACCAAGGCAACCGCACCACCCCUUCCUAUGUUGCCUUCAACGACACUCAAAGGUUGUUGGGUGAUGCUGCCAUGAACCAGCGUUGCCUGAAUCCGCAAAACACUGUCUUCGACGCCAAACGUUUGAUUGGACGCAGAUUCUCCGACCAGUCCGUUAAGCAAGACAUGAAGCUCUGGCCCUUCAAGGUUGUCCCUGGCAGCAGGGAUAAGCCCAUGAUUUCUGUCACGUACAGGGAUGAAGAGAAGCGCCUUGCAGCAGAAGAGAUAUCUUCCAUGGUACUAUUUAAGAUGAAGGAGGUUGCUGAAGCCUAUCUGGGUCACGCGGUGAAUGAUGCGGUGAUCACUGUCCCUGCUUACUUCAGCAACGCGCAGAGACAAGCCACUAAGGAUGCUGGGAAAAUCGCUGGUUUGAACGUGUUGAGGAUCAUCAACGAGCCAACCGCAGCAGCUAUUGCUUACGGGUUAGACAAGAAAGGAUGGAGAGAGGGAGAGCAGAACGUGCUUGUGUUUGAUCUCGGCGGUGGUACUUUUGACGUUUCAUUGGUGACAAUUGAUGAAGGUAUGUUUAAGGUUAAGGCCACAGUGGGAGAUACUCAUUUGGGUGGUGUUGAUUUUGAUACCAAUUUGGUGAACUAUCUUGUGAGCAUCUUCAAGAGAAGGUACAAGAAGGAUAUUGCUGAAAACCCCAAAUCUCUUGGAAGGUUGAGGUUAGCGUGCGAGAAGGCCAAGAGGAUACUCUCUUCGAGCUCUCAAACAACGAUAGAGCUUGAUUCUUUAUGUGGAGGAAUUGAUCUACAUGCAAUUCUAACAAGGGCGCUGUUCGAGGAAUUGAACAAGGAGCUGUUUAUGAAGUGUAUGGAGACAGUGGAGAAGUGCCUCGUUGAGGCAAGGGUUGACAAAAGCAAAGUCCAUGAGUUAGUUCUUGUAGGUGGGUCUACUAGAAUUCCAAAAGUACAACAACUUCUGAAGGACAUGUUCAGCGUAAAUGGAAAAGCUAAAGAGCUUUGCAAAAGCAUUAACCCUGAUGAGGCUGUGGCGUACGGUGCGGCGGUUCAGGCCGCGAUUUUGGGAGGCGAAGGGGACAAGAAGAUUGAGGACUUGUUGUUGCUGGAUGUGAUGCCUCUUAGUAUUGGAAUUGAAACCGGUGGUGGUGACAUGUCGGUGUUGAUUCCGAAGAACACCAUGAUCCCCACCAAGAAAGAGAGCGUUUUCUCCACGUUUUCUGAUAAUCAAACGAGCGUUUUGAUUAAAGUUUACGAGGGGGAGGAAGCUAAGACAGAGGAUAACUUUCUUCUUGGGAAGUUUGAGCUAUCUGGGUUCGCUCCAUCGCCAAGGGGGGGUCCACAGAUAAAUGUUGGGUUUGACGUGGAUGUUGAUGGCAUUGUGGAGGUCACUGCUAAGGAUAGGAGCACGGGUUUGAAGAAAAAGAUCACGAUCAGCAACAAGCAUGGGAGGUUGAGUUCCGAAGAGAUGAGGAGGAUGGUGAGAGAUGCAGAGAGGUAUAAGGCAGAGGAUGAGGAAGCGAAGAAGAAAGUGAGGGCCAAAAACUUGCUGGAGAAUUAUGCUUUUGAAAUGAGGGAUCGAGUGAAGAAUCUGGAGAAGGUGGUGGAGGCGACCAUAGAAUGGCUUGACACAAACCAAUUGGCUGAAGCCGAUGAGUUUGAGUACAAGAUGCAGGAGCUGGAAGAAAGGGUUCUGAAGUUUAUGUAAUGGUUCUUCAUGGUGGAACAAUUUUACUAUUGAUCGAGUCCGAAGCAAUGUAAAAUAGUUCUAGCUUUGUUAACUCGAUCUAGCGGUUUGUCUUAACAUCUAGUUUAUGCGUUUGGUCUAAAAUGUGAAAGUUGUUAGUAAAUUUGUAUGGAUGAAAUGAAUGGAAUGUUAUGUUUGUUAAUUAUUGA
Messenger RNA from Vigna unguiculata (cowpea), 2089 nucleotides. RefSeq names its product heat shock 70 kDa protein-like. The record is from RefSeq and is a predicted model, not a curated record. NCBI's taxonomy places the organism in Eukaryota, Viridiplantae, Streptophyta, Magnoliopsida, Fabales, Fabaceae. Gene Ontology annotation, molecular function: ATP binding; ATP-dependent protein folding chaperone.